This is a messenger RNA of Onychostoma macrolepis, 5544 nucleotides long. It is a transcript of the gene cacng8b, whose product is annotated as calcium channel, voltage-dependent, gamma subunit 8b. The transcript has 5 exons. The coding region runs from base 3150 to 4250 and encodes 366 amino acids. Gene Ontology annotation, biological process: neurotransmitter receptor transport, postsynaptic endosome to lysosome; calcium ion transport; positive regulation of synaptic transmission, glutamatergic. Gene Ontology annotation, molecular function: voltage-gated calcium channel activity; channel regulator activity. Gene Ontology annotation, cellular component: AMPA glutamate receptor complex; postsynaptic density membrane. The record is from RefSeq and is a predicted model, not a curated record. NCBI's taxonomy places the organism in Eukaryota, Metazoa, Chordata, Actinopteri, Cypriniformes, Cyprinidae.
UGUGUGUGUGUGUGUAUAUAUAUAAAAAAUAUAGGGCAUAUAUAAUAUAUAAUGUAGGGCAUAUUCUUAUUUUAAGAGUAUAAAACAAACCGGUCUUUAGAUUUUACAGGCUGGCGAUGAUUCCAAUUAUAAAAAUACUCUAAUCAUAAGAUUUUUAAUGUUUACUUUAAUUAUUCAUCAAAUUAAUAGGAUCUCUCAAGCUUUACAUGAUGCAUAUUAUUCAAGUAUUUUCAUAGUCAAGUAAAUUAUUCUGAAAAUCAUUUAAAUUAUUCUGAAAAUGGCUAACAUGCCUGUAUAAAGGAUGAAACCAUUUCAAAAGUGUUAAAUUCUUUAUUUAAAUAGUAUUUAAGGAUAAUUAACAGACACAGUAUCAUAAAACAUAUACACGUCCUGAACCCUGAUAUGGCCAUUUACUGCUAAAGAGUUUUGAGUGUAGGAGCGAAGCCCAAAAAAAGUCUGUAAAGGCCUAAUUAAAAGGCUGAGCUGAUUGCAUUGAGAGGUCAACACAGAGGGACAGCAGUCGCGGUCUUAGGGGCCGUUCUAGCACCUCGUGCUCUCACUCAUCCCCGUGUAAUGUGCUCUCCGCUCCGCCUGCAGCCAGCCAUUGUGCUCUGCUAAUUUAGCCUUAUGGCUAAGCUCUCUGAUAACAAAGCAUUCAAUUAAAGAUAAGCCUGGAUUCCCAAUCAUCACAGCGGCGCGGCUUCUCUCUCAGUCGUCUCUCUUUGUUUCUUUCUCUAUCUCAUUAAAGCCUCGCUCUCCCCUCUUUCUUCGCUGUAGUGUUACAGAACUCUUGGCAUAGUUUAGAGGUCAAGACAUCCUUGCUUUCCCCAGGGAUUAGAGCCAAGAUGGAUGCUUAGUAGAAACACAAUUAAGAGCAGGUGAAGUGGAAAGCGGACAUUUUGGAUCUGCAUAAUGAAUGUCACAGCUAGACCGGCCCAAACAGCAAAUACUGUUGGCUGUGUGAUGAUAGGUGCACUGAUUGUCACAUCAACCCGACUCGAUUCUAGACACGCACGCACACACAUGCUGGGCCUCGUCCAUGCCUUCAUCUAUGCUCCCCUGCUGCUGGAGCAAUUGUUAGCAGAAGCUAAUGCUAUUCUUAAAGCUAAUGAGCUGCUUUCAUGUUUAUGUAGCUUAUAUCAAAGAAAGCAAGGUCAUGUUAAGUUGGUAAAUACCUGCUGAAAAGUCCAGUUUAGACCAGCAUGAGUAUCCAUACUGGCUUGGUGCUGGUCUUAACCAUAGAAAUAUAAACAUAGAUGCCUCAUUAGCCGCUGUUUCUAUGGCCUGCUAUACAUCCGCCAUAUUGGAACAGGCAAGGCUUGUCUGUGAACACUCAAGAGCAGUAGCCUUCAGCAGAUGAUUUUGCUAAACUAACAAUACAACGAGACAAAAGCUUUAAAUAACACAACAUCAAAAGUUACCAUAGUUUAAAAAGCUGUAAUAUUGGUUAAUUCAUAUAAAAACACAAACCAACACAUUCUCACCUGAGAAAAAGGUUAUGCCAUUUCUUUGGAAAUUUAAAUCUAGGCAGUGCAAUCUUGGAAAGUGAUUGAUUUUUACUGAGUGAUGACACGUUUACCCUUCACAGAUGGUGGGCACAUUGAUGGGAGCAGAUGAAUGUGGCAUCUGCAUACACCAAAAAUGAAUAAAUAAAUACUAAAACAUGGUCUUUUCAGUUGGGAUUGAUGAUCAGUGCCUUGGACUGGAUUUCAACCUGCGGUUUAGCAGGCACACAAUUUGACCUCGAAUUAUGACUCUAAACUAUACAAAAAGCUUGUGACACCUCUGUAUUUAAUUGUGCACGUGCACUACUCAAGUCAAGCAAGAGGCAGCAGCAGUGCUUAAUUUGUAAAUUUCGAGGUCCCGGAACAAAGCGGGGUGACGGAUCCGGCAUGUGAUUAGAGGAGGGAGAGGUAACGGAGCAUUCACAUCACAUUGGUGGGCCAGCUUAAGUGAUUAACAGCGUGCAUCCGUUGCUUUUAUUAGGGUUUGUACAUGAAAAACCUGAAAAAGCCAUGAAAUGUUGAAACAGCAAUUUCCAGGCCUGGGAAAAAAAAAUAGGCUAUUAAAAAACAAUGGAAUUUUAUUUCACAAAUCUCUGUAAUAGAGUUAUAAUUAAUCCUGUCCAGAAUUUCGUGGGGGAUUGUGUGUAGCCUAUAUCACAUAGUUUUACUCAUCCCCACAGCUUUCAAAUUUAUAAUGAGGGAAAUUCCUGCAAACAUUUAUUCAAUAUAGCAAGUAGGUUAUAUGAGUAAAUAAAUCCACACAAACUAGCAGAUUAAAUCAGUCAUUUGAAAACAGCGUGAGUGAUUCAGCUGCUUCACAUCAGUGCAUCUCGUCUGCAAUACAACGAGCUGCUGCACGCUGUCGCUGAUCCAAGACUUUCGCUCGCAUUUCGGGACAGUUGACAGAAUUGUCACUUGCUUAAUCGGGUCAUUGUUGCAUCUGCACAAAAAUGUAUAAUUUGCACGUCUUUUUAAGCCAAUCGGUACUCCAGAGGCGGUUUCAAGGCUGAGGGCUCACAGUCACAUCCAAAGCCGCCUAUAGCGAGUAUCACAUUGAGUUAUUUUUCGUAGUUUGUUGUUGAGCUUAAGUGGCCAAAUACACACAAAAUUACGCAAAAAUGGCCAUCCUGGCGAGUAUCCAGGUUUUUUCUUAAGUAAAUGUGAACAAUUGAGAAAGAAAACGCAUGUGUAUAGGCUAUUGGAUCCGUGCAUUAUGUCUUGUGAGAGCAGAGCAGUUCACAUGUCGCGUCUUUCGCGCGCUCAGGUUCUUUAUUUCAAAUGUAGAUGUGCCGCAAGCGCGGUCAUUAUAGAGGAUUUUUCAUAUAUGCACACUAUAGGUCAGCACAAACGUCUUUUAUUGGCACGUGAGGAGGGGGAUCCGGCACAAAUUAAGCCCUGGGCAGCAGCAAAAGAAUUGUUCGACCAAUCAGUUAAUUCCCUCAAAUAUUAAGCAGGGAUGAAUGACAAACACGCUAGGAUGACAUGAGAACCAUUGAAAGCAAAACUAAAUUAAUGUCCAUGAGAGGAGGAAUAUAAAAAGACAUAAAAACUGCGAAAGAAUCCCCCCCACACCUGUCCUCCUGUAUCUCCCUGCGUCUGUCUCAUCAAUCCAUCACAUUCCCACUCCAUCAGUCAACACCAGUCAUGAUGUCAUCACAGUGCGUCAGUCUGUCUGUCUGCACUGGAGCGGGGGUGAAGCGUGGCGUGUGCUCCCAGAUCAACCACUUCCCAGAGGACGCUGACUUUGAUCAUGAUGGAGCAGAAUACGUCCUGCGAGUGGUCCGGGCCUCCAACAUCUUUCCCAUUCUUAGUGCCAUCCUGCUGCUAAUGGGAGGAGUCUGUAUCGCAGCCAGCCGUUUCUACAAGAGCAAAAGGAACAUCGUGCUGGGGGCUGGCAUUCUGUUUGUAGCGGCAGGCCUGAGUAACAUCAUUGGUGUGAUAGUGUACAUUUCUGCCGCUCUGGGUGACAUUUCCCCAAAGAAGGAUGAGGAUAAGAAAUGGCAGUACUCCUACGGCUGGUCCUUCUACUUCGGCGGGCUGUCCUUCAUCCUGGCUGAGAUGGUGGGCGUGUUGGCGGUAAACAUCUACAUCGAGAAGAACAAGGAGCUCCGCUGUCGCUCUCGCACCGAUAUCUUUAAGAGCACCACUCACGCCAUGCUACGGCUCCCGAGCUACCGCUUCCGCCGCAGAUCACGUUCCAGCUCUCGAUCCACAGACCCCUCGCGCUCACGAGACCCCUCUCCCGUGGGCGGCCCACCGGGGGGGAAGAACUUCGGAAUGCCCCCAUCUGCUUUACUCUCCCAGGGGCCCAUCUCUGUGUCCACUCUACCCAACCCUCACUCCCGCUCCGCUCUGCCAGGGGGCGAUAUUUCCCUUUACACCCUCUCCCGAGACCCCAAACUGGGUGGUUUGGGAGGGCUGGGCGCCCCUCCGCUGUACGGCACGGUGGACCGCGCCACGCUAUACCAGCUGCACAACUGCUUCCCGAAAGAGAGUGGAGGGGGCGGAGGAGGCAUGAUGAUGAGUGGGACGCUGCCCUCGCUCAAAUCCCACAAUCCCUCUGCCGUCCAGAAUUCUUCCAACUCCAACGCGCCACUCAGCAACUCCGUCCCGUCCUCCCAGCCUCCACCUUUCUCCUCCUCUACGGUGGAGCGGGAACGAGGGAUGGGAACGCUGGAUAGGUUAGGAAAAGGCGACAGAGAGAGCAACUCCAACACGCUAAAUAGGAAAACUACACCAGUGUAGACAGAUAGAGGGUUGGCGUAGCUGAUAAAGUGCAAAAGCGAGAGAUAACUUAGAUGGAAAGACUGGAAAACAACUAAAAAGGGGAUAAGUCUCUCGGCAUUGACAAAUGUUUCACUUUAUGAAAAAAAUAGAGUGUAAAAGAUUGACAAACAUCUCAUAAUAACAACAACAUGUUUUUUUUUUUUUUUCUUCAGUACUGUUUGAACGAAACAUUAAUAUUAUCAUGGGAUACUGUGAUAUUAUUUUGCUUGAUUUUAGACGUGGAGUUUCAAGACGGUGAAGUGUUGUUGUUAUUAUGACUACGUUUGAACUGCUAGCGCUUAACAUGUUGAAUGAUUCUAGUUUUUAAACUAGAAAGACUAUUUUGCUUUUCAAAGAUUUUUGACUGUGAUUCCAAAACGUGAUACUGAGCACUGCAGAAACAUGAGUGUAUUCAAUAUGUGUGAGAAGAUUAUUACUACGACUAACUUUGUGAGAAGCAUUUUAUUUAUUUUAAAGAAAGUUUUAUUUUCUACCCUUUGAUAACAUGCAAUUUAGUGUAAUAUCUGUAUAUCUGUCUUCCAGCUCAGUAAAGAGAUCGGCACCAUAAUUGAUGGACUGAAAUGACAAAGAGUUAAAAUGAAAAAAGAUUUUUUAUAUAAACCUACCAUCAUAUUUUUGUUAAAAUCACUAUUAGCAGUAGAAGUAGCACUUGUUGAAUUGAAAACCUUUGUUUUGGGGCAUUAAAACAUUCCCUCACUUGAUCAAAGAGGGACAGAUGAUAUAUUUGUAUAGGGAAAAUGAAAAAUUAUGACAUUCAGAAGAGGGACUUCUAUCCAAAACUGUGCUUUUCAAAUCGGAGGGAGGUAGGGAGGAUGGAAAAAAACUACAUUUUGAAAUGCAAAUGUAUAUUACACAUAACUGUAUUUGAAAAAAAGAGAUACUUUAAAAAUCUAGAGUACAGAUGUGAAGGUGGGGGGUCUUUAUGUAUUGAAAAGGGCAGAAUGGGUGGGUGGGUCGGUCUUUUUUGAAUAUGUAUGAGGACACUGUCUUCCCUGAGCUCUGAUUGGGCUACACUCGUAUGUGGGGCAUGCCCUGUGUCAUUUGUGUUUUCCCUCCAUUGUGUCAUGUGAUCAUGACAGCAUCCCAAAGGCAAACUCCCAUCCAAAAAAAAACAAACAAAACAAAACAAAAAAACAAAUGUUAAUUGUGCUGCACCUGACUCCCUUUGAUCCGUCUGCUUCUCUAAAUGAGAGAUUAUAUAUGUGGACAUUCUGCUAACCUUUAACCUUUAUUCCAUGAUCCCAGCCAACAA